Messenger RNA from Engraulis encrasicolus (European anchovy), 1149 nucleotides. RefSeq names its product fucolectin-4-like. The coding region runs from base 73 to 1008 and encodes 311 amino acids. The record is from RefSeq and is a predicted model, not a curated record. The transcript is spliced from 6 exons. Lineage: Eukaryota; Metazoa; Chordata; Actinopteri; Clupeiformes; Engraulidae.
CUGAUCAUUGUAGGGCUGAACCUUAGUAGGCUAUGCCCUCGAAGACGUCUCACUUGUAAAGAGAAACCGACAAUGACAAGAAUGGAAACACUGUUCCUGUCCUUGAGUAUUUUAGCAGGCAUUACAGGCGUGACAGCAAACAAUCUGGCUCUAAAUGGAAGGGCUACCCAGUCAGAUACAUGGGAGGAUGGCAUUGCCAUAAAUGCGAUUGAUGGAAACCGUGACUCAAAUUACUAUCACGGAUCCUGCACUGCCACUGCCUCACAGACCAACCCCUGGUGGAGGGUGGACCUGAGGAAGGAGUACAUCAUCACAUCUGUGGCCAUCACCAACAGAGGAGAUGGCUACCCCGAGAGACUCGACGGAGCCGAGAUUCACAUUGGCAACUCCCUUACUGACAACGGCAACGAAAAUCCACUGGCUGGAGUAAUAUCCUCUAUUCCAGCUGGGAGAACCCUGACCCUCAGGUGGAGCAAUGGGGUCAAUGGUCGCUAUGUCAAUGUGUUUCUGCCAGGCCCCCAAAAGACUUUAACUCUCUGUGAGGUCGAGGUUUAUGGCUAUUUGACACCAACUGGUGAGAAUGUGGCCUUAAGAGGAAAAGCCACUCAGUCACACCUUCACCUACUCGGCUUUGCUUACAACGCUAUUGAUGGGAAUCGGGAUGGUAUAUGGGGACAUGGGUCCUGUAGUUGCACAGAGGCUCACCUUAACCCUUGGUGGAGGGUGGACCUGCUCCAGACACACAAAGUCUUCUCAGUGAUCAUCACCAACAGGCUGGAUGGGUAUACCACUCGGCUGAAUGGGGCUGAAAUCCGGAUUGGCAAUUCCUUGGACAACAAUGGCAUCAACAACCCCAGGUGUGCUGUAAUCUCCUCUAUUCCUGCUGGGUAUUCUGAGACGUUUCAGUGCAAUGGCAUGGAGGGACGUUAUGUGACUGUGGUGAUACCUGGACGUGCAGAGUUUCUCACUCUCUGUGAAGUAGAGGUGCACGGAUCACCACUGGACUGAAGCUCUUCAAAACAACACACAUCAUCCAUUAUGUUUUCCUUUGAAGAAAACACAGCCGUAAUGAAUGUCAUCAUUUGAGAACCCAAAAGGAAUUGUGAUUUUAUGUAGGAGUGUGAAUUAAACACUAUGUUUAUCUGUGUG